GCCGCCGACCGUCACACCGCGCCGCGCCGCCGCCGCCGCCGCCCGCUCACCGCUCCGCUCCCGACCGCCACCGACCGGCCUCGCCAUGCACCCGAGCCAACUGCCCGGCUUCUACCUGACGCCCCAGCUGCUGGCGGCCGCCGGAAAGCCGGAGCUGCUGCUGCACCCGCACCUGCUCAGCUACUUCAGCCAGCCGCUGCUGCGCCCGGAGCUGUUCGGCCAGAAGCCCACCCGGCCCAAGAAGCGCUACAUCUGCAAGUACUGCCAGCGCGAGUUCAGCAAGAGCUACAACCUGCUGAUCCACGAGCGGACGCACACGGACGAGCGGCCGUUCCCGUGUGACGUCUGCGGCAAGGCGUUCCGCCGACAGGACCACCUCCGAGACCACAAGUACAUCCACAUGAAGGAGAAGCCGUUCAAGUGCGACAUCUGCGACAAGGGUUUCUGUCAGGCGCGCACGCUGGCCGUGCACCGUUCGUCGUGCUCGCAGCAGUCGGCCUCUGCCGCCGCCGAGCUGCGCAGCCUGCAGAGCCGACUGGCGCCGGCCGCCCGGCCCACCGCCGCUUCGCACCGCUGCUUCUGCGGCGAGACGUUCGACCGCCUCUCCUCCCUGCGCUUCCACGAGCUGGUGCACUCGCCGGCCGACUCGGAGUGCGCCGGCAGCGAGCGCUCGACCAGCCCGCCCAAGUCGCCAGCCAGCUCGCUGGGCUGGGGCUCGCCGCGCCGCGACGGCUCCUCGCCGACCCCCUCCGAGCCGGCCAAGAAGCACGGCUUCAGCAUUGCCGAUAUCCUGGCCAUGUGAGCGGUCGGCCCGCCGCAGUCGCCCAGCUGCACCCUGUCCAAUGUCUCAGGUGUCAUAGUUGUGUUUUAUUCGCUGGCCGUGACCGUCGGCGGCGCUGUUGUCAUGUAUUUCUUUUGCAUCGUGUUGUGUUUCGCAUAAUCAGUAAUUUAUUCCAGAAUGUGUUGCAUUGAUAUAUUAUGAGUGUUGUAAUUUGUUAUAAGAUUUGUUCGAGACAGAAUAAAUACGUACUUAUAUUU
Messenger RNA from Amphibalanus amphitrite, 1038 nucleotides. Its product is annotated as protein odd-skipped-related 2-like. Gene Ontology annotation, biological process: regulation of transcription by RNA polymerase II; embryo development. The record is from RefSeq and is a predicted model, not a curated record. The transcript has a single exon. The coding region runs from base 86 to 802 and encodes 238 amino acids. Gene Ontology annotation, cellular component: nucleus. Gene Ontology annotation, molecular function: DNA-binding transcription factor activity, RNA polymerase II-specific; RNA polymerase II transcription regulatory region sequence-specific DNA binding. Lineage: Eukaryota; Metazoa; Arthropoda; Thecostraca; Balanomorpha; Balanidae.